UCAGCAUGCAAUGCAAACAAAUCUUUAAUCCCCUUCCCAUCUCUGUCCCAUUGCCACUUUCAAUUCCAAACGUUUCGUUUCUCUUCUUCGUUUCUCUUCAUCACAAUCACGCAACAUGCUCAGAAGCCGGCUAUGGCAGAAGAGGGCUUUGAUCUCUUCCAGAACCUUCUUUUCAGGCUCCGCUUCUUCUCAUUGUUCAUCAUCUUCUUCCCCUACGCUCCCUUCUCGCUUCGUCAAACCUAAUGCUCCUUCUUCACAUAUAUCUUUCAAUUUUCCACGUGUGAACAGGUGUUUGUUCUGCACUCAACCCGCCCUAGACCUUCCCGCCAGCAAUCUAGUGGACGUGCCGUUGGCGCAAACCGGCGAAGGUAUUGCAGAAUGUGAGCUUCUCAAAUGGUAUGUCCAGGAGGGGGAUUAUGUUGAAGACUUUCAACCGCUCUGCGAAGUUCAAAGUGAUAAAGCUACUAUUGAAAUUACGAGUCGCUACAAAGGAAAAGUUUCCAAUAUUCUCUGCGGUCCUGGUGAUAUCGUGAAGAUUUCCACGCCGCCUAGAAGCAAACAAGGUGUGAGAGAAUUGGAAGGAAGUGAGCCCAUGAACUGGGUGGAAAGGAAAAAAAGAACAGUGCCCUAUAUUUUUUUCCUGGAGAGUUUGGAGUGAGAUUGUCGGUGAGAGAAAGAGAAUCUAGAUAGAGAGAUUAACAGAAGGCGUGCAUGGAAGAAAUAGAAGCGUUGUUUUUUACAAUGUAGGAGGCACUUGUGGAUGGAUCUUCUAGAUUCAUGCAAUAACACAUCCAGAGAUA
This is a messenger RNA of Vigna umbellata (rice bean), 800 nucleotides long. NCBI's taxonomy places the organism in Eukaryota, Viridiplantae, Streptophyta, Magnoliopsida, Fabales, Fabaceae. The record is from RefSeq and is a predicted model, not a curated record.